Molecule: messenger RNA, 668 nt
Organism: Linum trigynum
Lineage: Eukaryota; Viridiplantae; Streptophyta; Magnoliopsida; Malpighiales; Linaceae
Source: the annotation of a GenBank genome assembly
UACCGAAAACACGGAAGGAAAACUUAUGACUAAGCUAAGGUUCCAAUUGCAAGAUGGCGGCGCUACAGUUGUCUGGCAAGUCGUCGCCGCGGUCCAAACCUCCUAACAUAGGAAGUACGAGUCGAACAGUGCUAGGGUCAUCAUCACCAAACGGGAAGAGUGCAAAAGAGAUUAAGCAACUAAAGAAGCGUGUCCGUCCGUUGGACCUGGAGACUGAGACGAUGGAAGCUGGGCAUGAGAACUCAGCGGAGAUGGACACGGUUGGAGAAAAAACUAGGACAAAAACAAAGCCUAAUGAGGGAAACUCUCAUGGUGCAUGGCAACGGGGGAGCACCAAGACUCUUUAGUGACGUGACUUGGGAAGGAGGCUGGUAUGUUGCAUUGUUGCUUAUUCGGGCUCUGUGGACAUAGUUCAACAAGAGAGGGAAGAUGAUGAUGUUCUUGAUAAAGAAAUUUACGAUCCCAAGUGCCCUCCGGUGUUAUCCACAGCGGCGCCAAAAAAAUAAAUGGCGUAGGGAAAGACGGUCGUCCCUGAUUGUUAAGGGAACUGAUUGGGGGAAAAGGUGCAUUACCUACCACUUGUGGGAAAAUCACGGUGGUCUACAGAUUUCCAAUCUUAAGAAUGGUUGUUUUCUGGUUAAGUUUCGCAGUAAAAAAGACUACGAACA